AUUCACAUUUCAGUAGCAGUGAUCUUUUGUUCCUGUUAGCUGAGGUUGCUGGGCAACAGGAAGGAAACCUGAGAGCUGAGCACUGUGGGUGAAUGAAAGCGAGGCUUGGUUUCCAGGAAGGAGCACACAGAGGAACAUCGUGCAGAGAUCCAGCACCAUAGCAAAGAGCAGUGUGACAGUGAAUGCAGUAAUAACCUACUAUGGCGGGAAAAGUUGAGAAGUUCCAAAGUCCCGGAAAGGGUAAUGGACUACGGGCAGCCAGAGAUCUUGAUGUGGGUGAGACCGUGGCAAAUGCCGAGCCCUUUGUGUACACUGUGUGCCGAGAGAAGAACAGAGGAACAACGUGUCACCACUGCCUGCACAGGAAUGAAAAAGUUCAAAGAUGCUCCCAAUGCAAGUUUGCCCAGUACUGCAAUUUGCUUUGCCAGAAAAAUGCUUGGAAGGACCAUAAAAAGGAAUGCCUUUGUCUAAAGAGCAUUUUCCCUAAUGUUCCUACAGACUCUGUCAGACUUAUAGGCAAGAUCAUCUUCAAAUUGCUUGAACAACCAGAUUGUGGUUCCGGAGAUUUGUAUUCAAUAAAUGAUCUACAAUCUCAUUUCAAAGAACUUAACAAAGAAAUUAAAGAAGGCCUGGGGCACCUUGCUGCUACAUUAGAACAGUACCUGAAAAGGGAAAUCCAAGUCUCUACCCAGCUGCCACCUGGUUUUCACAUUCUUGAAUAUUUCAGCAAAGUGACUUGUAACAGCUUCACCAUCAGUGAUGGGGAGAUGCAGGACGUUGGUGUUGGCCUCUAUCCCAGCAUGUCCCUUUUAAACCACAGUUGUGAUCCAAACUGCGUGAUAGUGUUUGAAGGAACGUGCCUGCAACUCCGUUCAGUAAAGAAAAUACUAAAGGGUGAAGAGCUGACCAUUAGUUACAUUGAUGUGAAGAUGUCCACACAUUUACGCCAGGUCCAAUUGCAGCGCCAGUAUUGUUUCACCUGUGACUGCCACUGCUGUCUAUCAAAAGAUAAGGAUGAAGACAUGCUAGCAGGGGAUUCCGAGUCUUCUAAAGAGAUGGAGCAUUCAGUCACAGCACUGGAGCAAUUAUGUUCCCAGGACAAAAGAGAAGAAGCCUCGGAUCUGGCUAGGAAGCAGCUCAAUAACAGUGGACUGCCAGACAAGAAUAUUCAUCAGCUGAAGGUUCUUGACUUAGCCAUGGAUUCAUGCAUCAAUCUUGGCAUGUGGGAGGAGGCCUUAAAGUAUGGUUUCCGAACGUUGAAGCCUUACAGCAUAUACUAUUCUAAUUAUCAUCCAGUACGGGCAGUCCAAAUAAUGAGAGUGGGCAAAUUACAGCUUCAUCAAGAAUUGUUUCCCCAAGCCAUGGAAACAUUGAAGCAGGCCUUUGAAAUUAUGAAGGUUACACAUGGACAAGGCCAUUCUCUGACUCGGGAUUUAACACAACUGCUCCAGGAUUGUGAGAUUGGUUUGAGACAAACAUAAGUCAACUUAACUACAAUCAGCAUCUACUAUUGUCUUCAACAGUCACAAGGGUUGUGUUGAUCUUCCACUGUUUGUUACGUUUUUAUAAAAGAAAAAUAUGUAAUAAAAUCACUGCAUUUGUAAAACUUUUCGAA
Rana temporaria (common frog) is the source of this 1615-nucleotide messenger RNA. RefSeq names its product SET and MYND domain containing 3 (gene SMYD3). Gene Ontology annotation, cellular component: nucleus. Lineage: Eukaryota; Metazoa; Chordata; Amphibia; Anura; Ranidae. The record is from RefSeq and is a predicted model, not a curated record. Bases 201 to 1481 code for a protein of 426 amino acids. The transcript has 13 exons. Gene Ontology annotation, molecular function: protein binding; histone methyltransferase activity.